Messenger RNA from Saimiri boliviensis boliviensis (Bolivian squirrel monkey), 2280 nucleotides. RefSeq lists its product as uncharacterized. Gene Ontology annotation, cellular component: nucleus. Gene Ontology annotation, biological process: regulation of transcription by RNA polymerase II. Gene Ontology annotation, molecular function: RNA polymerase II cis-regulatory region sequence-specific DNA binding; DNA-binding transcription activator activity, RNA polymerase II-specific. NCBI's taxonomy places the organism in Eukaryota, Metazoa, Chordata, Mammalia, Primates, Cebidae. The record is from RefSeq and is a predicted model, not a curated record.
AUGGAUCAGGCCUCAGUGGCUUUAGAGGAUGUGGCUGUGAACUUCACCCGAGAAGAAUGGGCUUUGCUGGGUCCUUGUCAGAAGAAUCUCUACAAAGAUGUGAUGCAACAAACCAUCAGGAACCUGGAUUGUGUAGGAAUGAAAUGGAAAGACCAGAACAUUGAACAUCAGUACAGAUAUCCCAGGAAAAAUCUAAGAUGUUAUAUGUUAGAGAGAUUUGGUGAAAGUAAAGAUGGACGUCAGUGUGGCGAAACAUCUAGCCAGAUUCAGGAUAGUAUUUGGAACAAGAACACUCUGCCUGGAGUAGGUCCAUGUGAAAGCAGUAUGUGUGAAGAAAUCGUCAUGGAUCAUUCAUCCCUUAAUUGCUACAUCAGAGUUGAUGCUGGGCACAAACCACAUGAGUAUCAUGAAUGUGGAGAGAAGCCAGAUACACAUAAACAAUGUGGGAAUGCCUUCAGUUGCCGCAACUCAUUUCAAACACCUGGAAGUCCUCACACUGGAAAGAAACCAUAUGAUUGUAAAGAAUGUGGAAAAUCCUUCAGUUCUCUGGGAAACCUUCAAAGACACAUGGCAGUGCAGCGUGGAGAUGGACCUUAUAAAUGUAAGUUGUGUGGGAAAGCCUUUUUCUGGCCCAGUUUAUUACAUGUGCAUGAAAGAACGCACACUGGAGAGAAACCGUAUGAAUGUAAGCAGUGUUCUAAAGCCUUUUCUUUUUACAGUUCCUAUCUAAGACAUGAAAGAACACAUACUGGGGAGAAACCAUAUGAAUGUAAGCAGUGUUCCAAAGCCUUCCCUGAUUACAGUUCUUGUCUAAGACAUGAAAGAACUCACACUGGAGAGAAACCCUACACAUGUAAACAAUGUGGGAAAGCCUUUAGUGCUUCCACUUCCCUUCGAAGACAUGAAACAACUCACACUGGAGAGAAACCCUAUGCAUGUAAGCAGUGUGGGAAGGCAUUUCAUCAUCUGGGGAGCUUUCAGAGACACAUGAUAACACACACUAGAGAUGGACCUCAUAAAUGUAAGGUAUGUGGGAAAGGUUUUGAUUGUCCCAGUUCACUGCAAAGUCAUGAAAGAACUCACACUGGAGAGAAGCUCUAUGAAUGCAAGCAGUGUGGGAAAGCAUUAUCUCAUAGCUCAAGCUUUCGAAGACACAUGACAAUGCACACUGGAGAUGGACCUCAUAAAUGCAAGGUAUGUGGGAAAGCCUUUGUUUAUCCCAGUGUAUUUCUAAGACAUGAAAAGACUCACACUGCAGAGAAACCCUAUAAAUGUAAACAAUGUGGCAAAGCCUACCGUAUUUCCAGUUCCCUUCGAAGACAUGAAACAACUCAUACUGGAGAGAAACCCUAUAAAUGCAAAUGUGGGAAAGGCUUUAUUGAUUUCUAUUCCUUUCAAAAUCACAAAACAACUCAUGCUGGAGAGAAGCCAUAUGAGUGUAAGGAAUGUGGGAAAGCAUUCAGUUGUUUCCAAUACCUUUCUCAACAUAAAAGGACUCACACAGGAGAGAAACCUUAUGAGUGUCAAACAUGUAGGAAAGCCUUCAGUCAUUUUGGUAACUUAAAAGUCCAUGAAAGAAUUCACUCUGGAGAGAAGCCGUAUGAAUGUAAGGAAUGUGGGAAAGCAUUCUCUUGGCUCACUUGCUUUCUACGACAUGAAAGAAUUCACAUGAGAAAGAAAUCCUAUGAAUGUAAACAGUGUGGUAAAGCCUUCACUCAUUCUCGUUUCCUUCAAGGACAUGAAAAAACUCACACUGGAGAGAACCCGUAUGAAUGUAAGGAAUGCGGGAAAGCAUUUGCUUCUCUCAAUUCCUUGCAUAGACAUAAAAAGACUCACUGGAAAGAUAAUCUGUAAAUGUCUGGAAUGUGGGAAAGCAUUUAUUUAUUUCAUUUCAGAAACUUGGAAGAAACACAUUGGAGAUAAACCCUGUGAAUGUAAGCACUUUGGGAAAGCCUUAAGGAGUUUCAGUUUCUUUCUAAUACAGUUAUCCUUUGAUACAUGCUGGGUAUUGGUACCAGCACUCUGUGAGCCAUUUCAAGUCCCUUUUAUAAAAUGACAUAUUUGUAUGUGACCUACCCACAUCCUCUUGUAUACUCUCAAUCAUGUCUAGAUUACUUAAAAUACCUCAUGCAUUGUAAAAGCUAUGCAAAUAGUUGUUCUAUUGUAUUGUUUAGGGAAUCGUGAUAAGGAAGAGUCUAUGUACUUUCAGUACAGAUGCAGUAAUUGUGAGCCUGUCGACAUAGUAUAUGUCAGCCAGACCAUUAAAGUUUCUUUCUUUCA